GGCAUGCUGGGAACCCCGGGGGGGGCGGGGCCUCGCGGCCCUGCAGCCUCGUCAGGCUCAGUCCCCUCCCGAUAAACCCCUAAAUAGGGACCUUCCCGGGGGGUGACCCUGGCUUUUUUGGCGAAAACCCCCAGUUUAAGGAGGCCUUCCCCCUGGCUUCACGUUGUGGAGUCGAAAGGAACCUUGAAGCGGAGAAUGAGGGAGCUCGUGACGUGGACCCGAGGAAAAAACCUGCCAACCAGGAUUUAAUAGAAUUCAGCUCUUUUAGGCGUUGAAGGGAAGGCGAUUUGAACGGGGUUUUAAUGAAAAACCCGAUCGCUUCGGCUUUUCUUUUUCCCUCUGUCAGGUCUCGUCCCGUGAUGGUCCUACUUUAUUUUUAAAAAAUUAAAUGGCGCAUAUUCCCCAGCAUCCUAAAUCUAGUGCAACCUAGUGGCAGGUGGAGAAAAAAUAACUACCAACCGGGCUUCCUGCGAGGUCCCCUGGGGUUCUCGCAAAGUUCUGACCCAGCCGGCAAAAACAAAGUGUGCAAAGACUCAACUGGAUAUUGCCACUAAGAAUCAAGAGAUUUUUUGGGGGACUUGAGCAAGAAAACGUUAUUUUUAAAUGCCCUGCUCCAGAGCUUGCUACAAAUGAUACAACGUGUCAUGACAGCUACUGGUAACGUUUUUAUCCCUGGAUGGCUGGCUUGGGUGCAGAUGUUUGGAGACCUUUUAAAGACACCAUGCCACAAGAAGACUGAUCUCUUCCACUGUUUUCACCAUGGAGGACUCCGGAAAGACUUUCAGCUCUGAGGAAGAAGCAGCUAACUAUUGGAAAGAUCUGGCAAUGACCUACAAACAGAGGGCAGAAAAUACACAAGAGGAGCUCCGAGAAUUCCAGGAGGGAAGCCGAGAAUAUGAAGCUGAAUUGGAGACGCAGCUGCAACAAAUUGAAACCAGGAACAGAGACCUCCUGUCAGAAAAUAACCGCCUUCGAAUGGAGCUGGAAAGCAUCAAGGAGAAGUUUGAAGUGCAGCACUCUGAAGGCUACCGGCAGAUCUCAGCCUUGGAGGAUGACCUCGCACAGACCAAAGCCAUUAAAGACCAAUUGCAGAAAUACAUCAGAGAGCUGGAGCAAGCAAAUGACGACCUGGAAAGAGCCAAGCGAGCCACAAUCAUGUCUCUCGAAGACUUUGAGCAGCGCUUAAAUCAGGCCAUCGAAAGAAACGCCUUCCUGGAAAGUGAACUUGAUGAGAAAGAGAAUCUCCUGGAGUCCGUUCAGAGACUGAAGGAUGAAGCCAGAGAUUUGCGGCAGGAACUGGCCGUGCAGCAGAAGCAGGAGAAACCCAGGACCCCCAUGCCCAGCUCAGUGGAAGCUGAGAGGACAGACACAGCUGUGCAGGCCACGGGCUCCUUGCCAUCCACGCCUAUCACCCAUCGAGGACCCAGCUCGAGUUUAAACACACCCGGGAGCUUCAGAUGUGGCCUGGACGACUCCACAGGGGGGACGCCCCUCACGCCUGCGGCCCGGAUCUCAGCCCUCAACAUUGUGGGAGAUCUACUGCGGAAAGUUGGGGCACUGGAGUCCAAACUCGCUUCCUGCCGGAACCUUGUGUACGAUCAGUCUCCAAACCGAACAGGUGGCCCAGCCUCUGGACGGAGCAGCAAGAACAGAGAUGGCAGCGACAGACGGCCCGGCAGCACCAGCGUGCCUUUGGGUGAUAAAGGGUUGGGGAAGCGCCUGCAAUUUGGGAAGCCGCCUUCACACAUAUCUUCGCCGCCGCUGCCGUCAGCACAGGGGGUAGUCAAGAUGUUGCUUUAGGAAAACCACGGAAGCUGAAGCUCUUGGUGUCGGUGCGGGAGUCGUUACUGUUUGUCGUCUUUUUACACUAGGUUUUUGUUUUGUUGUAAGUUAGAGAAAUAAGAACCAGCACUCACCAUAGUUGACUUUGCAGCCCAAGCCAAUGACAGGCCGUCACCUGUGAUCUGGGGUUUGCCCCUGGGAAACGUCUACUCAUCCCUGCCUGCCACUGUGUGCACUGCAAAGAGGGAUAAACGGGGCUUUCUGGGAAAAGCCCUAAGGUGUCGGUGAUGAGGCUACCCUGUUUUUGUUUGUUUUUGUGUUUUGAAAUAGAGUCUCGCUCUCUUGCCCCAGCUGGAGUGCAGUGGCGUGAU
Molecule: messenger RNA, 2153 nt
Organism: Sapajus apella (tufted capuchin)
Lineage: Eukaryota; Metazoa; Chordata; Mammalia; Primates; Cebidae
Gene: NDE1
Product: nudE neurodevelopment protein 1
Exons: 10
Coding region: 760-1800 (346 amino acids)
Biological process (GO): centrosome localization; mitotic centrosome separation; vesicle transport along microtubule
Cellular component (GO): kinesin complex; centrosome; kinetochore
Molecular function (GO): microtubule binding
Source: RefSeq, a predicted model, not a curated record